Brachypodium distachyon (stiff brome) is the source of this 1422-nucleotide messenger RNA. RefSeq names its product L10-interacting MYB domain-containing protein. The coding region runs from base 447 to 1295 and encodes 282 amino acids. The record is from RefSeq and is a predicted model, not a curated record. The transcript is spliced from 4 exons. Lineage: Eukaryota; Viridiplantae; Streptophyta; Magnoliopsida; Poales; Poaceae.
GGUACGCUGCAUUUUCAGAAAAUUUACAUUGCAUUGCCACCGUCUCCUUUCCCGUCCAUCCCCAUGGCGAUACCCUAGCCGCCACCCUCCUCUGCCGUGGCCUCCACCCCUCUCCGCCGCCUCCGCCCCGCCGCCGUCUCCUCCGCACCUCUCCGCCCUCUCCUCCAUCGGAGCAGCCGCCCCAACUCCAUCCCUUACAGCACCAAGGUCAUUGCUAUCAUCGGCUUCAUCCCUCUCGAGGUCGUCGCCGCCGUCGCCUCCACGAACAGCAGCAACUCCUGUGGUCGCCACCAAGGUGAAGGUUCUCUCCGCCGUCGCCCCCAAGAACAGUCUACAAGUUCAGCACCAGUGGCGACGACGGGUACAGCCUAGAACUUGAGCACCAGCGGCUGUGGUGGCUAGCCUUCCUCGCUGGCUCUUUCUCCAACCCCCUGAACCACGCAAGUAUGGCUGCCGAAUGGAGUGAUGAAAACACUAGGAUUGUUACCCACUUGUUUGCCGAUCAAGUGCGUGCUGGCAAUAGGCCAAACACCCACUUGACAUCGAAUGCUUAUGAGGAGGUGGCCAAGGAAUUCAAAAGAAGGACAGGUGUGGAUUUGAAGCAUACCCAGUUGAAGAACAAAUGGGACAAGUUAAAGAUUGAUUACAACAUCUUCAAGAGAUUGAAACAGCGGGAGACUGGAGGUGGGUGGGAAAGUGGGACAGUCACACACGAUGGUGAAUGGUGGAAACAUGCCAAGAAAGACAUUAAAGGCUGUGGAAAGUUCAGGAAGCAAGGCCUUCGCAAUGAGGAGAAUUUGCGCGUCAUGUUUGAAGACAUUACUAGUGAUGGUACUGAUCAUUGGAAUCCUGCAUCAGGCCUUCCACCCCCUUCAAGUGCUGUAGUAGCUAAUAUCCUCAAUGUUGAUGCCAUCCAAGAUGUUGAUUUGGAUGAGAUAGAAGAGGUGUCACCUGCUAGCUCAAAGUCAGGUAAGAGGCUUGGUAGGUUCAUUGAUGACAAGGACAAAAAGCCUAAGACAGCCCAAGUUAUGCAGGAACAGAUUACAAAGAUAGGUAACAUUGCUGAGAGGUCUCAAGCAUCAUUUGAGUCAUUCAUGAAAGCUGAUGAUGCCGCUUCAGUCUCUAUUGUUAUGAAUGCCGUCCUUGCUUGUGGGGCAACAGAAGGUACCGAUGAGCAUUUCAUUGCCACUGAGUUGUUCGUCAAGAGAGAUCAAAGGGAGAUGUUUCUCCAUAUGAGUGAAGCUUCUAGAUUUGAGUGGCUCAGCAGGAAGUACCGAAUCAAGUAUGGGCACUAGUAGCUGUUGUGUAUUGUCUGAAUAAUUAUGUGUGCUGUAGUUUCAUUUUGAACAAUGUUUAUCUAUUUGACUUGUAAUAAUGAUUUCAACUAUAUUUAUUGGUGCUAACUAUUCUUGUUGAUGUCCA